This is a messenger RNA of Drosophila mauritiana, 1639 nucleotides long. RefSeq names its product dual specificity protein phosphatase MPK-4 (gene MKP-4). The transcript has 5 exons. The record is from RefSeq and is a predicted model, not a curated record. Gene Ontology annotation, biological process: protein dephosphorylation. The coding region runs from base 79 to 1245 and encodes 388 amino acids. Gene Ontology annotation, cellular component: nucleus. Gene Ontology annotation, molecular function: protein tyrosine/serine/threonine phosphatase activity. NCBI's taxonomy places the organism in Eukaryota, Metazoa, Arthropoda, Insecta, Diptera, Drosophilidae.
AGCACUUCCACUUCCACACUAGGUCCUGUCCUUGCUCUUCUUCUUCCUCUGCCUCCAGCUGGUAUCUGUUGCCUGGCCAUGGAGCAGUCUCAGUCUCAGCGGCAGGCGCGGCCUUCGUGCUCCGCGGGGGGUGGCAAGGCCCAGGACUCCGGGGUGCUGACGCGCGAAGACUUCGACGGCGGACCGGUCAGCAUCGACGAGGUGGACACGGGCCUGUUUCUAGGUAACCUGACCGCGGCCACGCACAUGGAGACGCUGCGCUCCUUCAAGAUUACCCACAUCCUCACGCUGGACUCGGUGCCGCUGCCGCAGCACAUUCUGGAGGCCAGCUUUCUGACCACCAAAUAUAUACAGAUUGCCGACAUGCCGCGCGAAGAUAUUCUGCAGCAUCUGGAGGGCUGCGUGGACUUCAUCAGCUCGGCCCUGGCCCAGCAGGGCAAUGUCCUUGUGCACUGCUACUUCGGCGUCAGUCGCAGCUCAUCCACGGUGAUCGCUUACAUGAUGAAGCGACACAAUCUGGACUUCCUGCCCGCCUACGAGCUGGUCAAGGCCAAACGGCGCUUCGUCCAGCCAAACGCUGGCUUUGUCAGCCAGCUAAAGCUCUUCCGGCGCAUGGGCUGCAAGAUUGACCCCAACUGCCAGCGCUACAAGAUCCACCGCCUGCGCCUGGCUGGCGAGCAGAUGCGCAAGGCCAAGAUCCUGCCGCAAAGCUUCCACAGCGUGGUCCGUCCGGAUCCGGAUAUAACGCGCGAGAACCCGGAGCCCAUAGUGUUCCGGUGUCGUCGUUGCCGCCGCGUCCUGGCCUCCAAGUCGCAUGUACUGGAGCACAAGCCGCGUGACAGGCCGCCGCAGGAGGUGGUUCCGAAGGAGAAAGAAGAAGUCACUGCAGCUAAGCUGCCGGCUCAGUCACAGGAUCAGGCCGAAAAUCAUUCCAGUGGUGCUCGCAUGCUGGAGCAGCUGUCCGAGCGCAUCCGCCAGUCGUCGCUCGGUUCACCCGGCCACGAAAGCACGCCAAACUAUUGCCGCAGCAUACUCUUCGUGGAGCCCAUCGCCUGGAUGCACCGCAUCAUGCUGAACACCCAGGGCCGCCUGUACUGUCCCAAGUGCGAGCAGAAACUGGGAAACUUUAGCUGGAUCAACGCCUGCAAGUGUCCGUGCGGGGAGACGAUGACGCCUGCAUUUUAUCUGAUACCUUCCAAGGUGGAGCUCUCGAAGGCCGUGCAGAACGUGCAGACCACGGUUUAGGUGCAGCGUGCUGGAAAUAGAGCGAGAUGGCAUCAUCGGAGGCGGGACAAUUGGACUCCCUAGUCGGCUGGCAUAGAUCGGCAAUCGCCCACCUAAACAGAAGUCAAUGGAGGCUUGGAUUGAUUGAUCAGUGCUCAUCAGUACUGGCCUACAUAUAUGGGCACUAAGUUAUGUUUCUAUUGGCCAUUGAAGUUACAUAAGUUAAUGGCACCAUUGGUCGAAUAUCAUGCUGAAUGCUCCUCCACCAAGCUGAGAUUCUUGAAACGCAAGCAGUUAGCUUAGCUAUGCCCUCUUGGGAAACCGAUCCCGGAUCGGAUACAAACUGAUUGCCAGGUUUACAAUAUCAAAACUUCCGCGCGAAGCAAACGUAAUAUAAUCACUAACCAACUUCGGA